Molecule: messenger RNA, 6913 nt
Organism: Gadus morhua (Atlantic cod)
Lineage: Eukaryota; Metazoa; Chordata; Actinopteri; Gadiformes; Gadidae
Gene: nlgn1
Product: neuroligin 1
Exons: 11
Coding region: 1228-3888 (886 amino acids)
Cellular component (GO): membrane
Molecular function (GO): neurexin family protein binding
Source: RefSeq, a predicted model, not a curated record
AGCAGAGGAGAGGAGAGUCGCUCUUUUUAUCAGCCGAGUGCAGCCUGGAUCGUGAGGGGAGGGGGGGGGGAAACCCGGUUACAUUUCUCUCUCAAGAUCCUUACUCGGUCAACUCACCACGAACAGAGCCGGGGAUAUGCACACUCUGUAAACGUGAUAUUCAAUAGAAUUUGGAUUUACGAGGGACUUCUUUUUUGGAACUAAAAAGGCUUUUCACCAUUGGUUCCCUGCGACUCUGCGUUGGAGAAUGGAGGGUUGGUAACCUCUGUGCUCGCCUGUCUGUGGGGGGAAAAGUGCUGGAGCAUCGCUGCCCGGCCGGUGGUGUGCGUCGGGAUUCUAGGAUACCCCCUUUUGGUCUUUUUGGAACGCGAUGCGUCUUACCCCUUUAGAGGACCUCUAGGAGACUGAGGAAUAUUGUCCCACAGUGAGAGGGAAAGCUGAUGGGAUUCUCCCCAAACGGGGACGGACCUCACCGGAACAACCCACCCCAAAGCCGUACCGCUUUGAGAUACAAUUCCGCCAGAUUGCCCACAAUGCUUCUCUACAACCGCUGUAGGUUCAGCCGGCCAAUGGCUCUCCUUCUGUGAAUGGCUGCUUAUCGUACCCCUAACCCCGUCACCCUCCAAUCGUUGAGCAAAAGAAAACACACAGCGGUGAUCUCUUCCUCCGCUGCUAGUUGAGCAGAGGGGUUGCUCAACGAUGAGGUCGCCCACUUGAUGAUGGUGAGGUUGCUAGGUAGGACCGCCGGCUGAACUGGGACACCAUGAAGUGGGUGCUGGACUUCUACCGGACAGCCACCCGUGGAAUUAAACGAGGAUCGCCGUCGUUUGCCACCGCAAACUCCUCCAAGACGGAAUAACGCGCUGCCUUUGGCUCCCGAGAACAGAGUGACCCGCAGACAGAGACCACUCUGCCUGUGCUCUCAAGUCGGUCCUUUUUUUGCGGGCACAUGUGCGCGUGGGAGAGUGUGUGAGUGUGUGUGCGUGCGAGUGUGUGUGUGCGUGCGUGUGCGUGUGUGCGUGUGUGAGAGUGCGUAUGUGUGUAUUUGAUUGUGUGCCGCCCGGGUAAGUGUUGGUUCGCUUCGGGUUUGUACACAAGAGACGCAGAGAAGAGGAGGAGGAGGAGGACAAAAGAGAGAGGAUCUUGCUGAGAGACCACAAGGACCUCGAGAAAGACAAUUUUUUCCUCUCUUCAAAGGCUGAGAGAGAAAGAGCGGCAGUGGCUAUUAUGGCUAAACCGAGGCAUGGCCCUCCUCCCGCCCGCGACGCUACCCCGACCGGAGAGUGCGACAGCGGUAGCGCGCGGGAUCAAGCAGGGGAUGGAGCCGCACGCCGGGCCGCCUGGGCCCUGGCCCGCGGCGCGCUGGGCCUGCUGCUCCUGCAGGCCUGCCUGGGAGCGGUGUGCGGCGACAAGCUGGACGAGGGCGACCCGGUGGUGACCACCGUGUACGGCCGGCUGCGCGGCGUCAAGAAGGAGCUCCACAACGAGAUCCUGGGCCCCGUGGUGCAGUUCCUCGGCGUGCCCUACGCCGCCGCCCCCACCGGCGAGCGUCGCUUCCAGCCCCCCGAGCCGCCCGUGCCCUGGCCCGAGGUGCGCAACGCCACCCACUUUGCGCCCGUGUGCCCGCAGACCAUCGUGGAGGGCCGGCUGCCGGACGUGAUGCUGCCGGUGUGGUUCACCAACAGCAUCGACGUGGUCUCCUCCUGGGUGCAGGACCAGAGCGAGGACUGCCUCUUCCUCAACAUCUACGUUCCCACGGAGGAUGGUCCCCUUACAAAGAAAAACACAGAUGAUUUAGGCGAUAAUGACCGCACGGACGACGAAGACAUUCGGGAGAGCGGGAGCCCCAAGCCCGUCAUGGUGUUCAUCCACGGCGGCUCCUACAUGGAGGGUACCGGCAACAUGUUUGACGGGAGCAUCCUGGCCAGCUACGGCAACGUUAUCGUGAUCACCGUCAACUACCGCCUGGGCGUUCUAGGCUUCCUGAGCACGGGAGACCAAGCGGCCAAGGGGAACUACGGCCUCCUCGACCUGAUCCAGGCUCUCCGCUGGACCAGUGAGAACAUUGCGGCCUUUGGCGGCGACCCCCUGCGCAUCACAGUGUUUGGCUCAGGGGCCGGGGCGUCGUGUGUCAACCUCCUGACGCUCUCCCACUACUCUGAGGGCAACCGCUGGAGUAACUCCACCAAAGGUCUCUUCCAGCGGGCCAUAGCUCAGAGCGGCACGGCGUUGUCUAGCUGGGCUGUGAGUUUCCAGCCGGCCAAGUACGCCCGCAUGCUGGCCCGCAAGGUGGGCUGCAAUCUGCAGGACACGGUGGAGCUGGUAGAGUGUCUCCAGAGGAAGCACUAUAAGGAGCUGGUGGACCAGGACAUCCAGCCUGCCCGCUACCACAUCGCCUUUGGACCCGUCAUCGAUGGCGACGUGAUACCAGAUGAUCCCCAGAUACUCAUGGAGCAAGGCGAGUUCCUCAACUACGACAUCAUGCUGGGGGUGAACCAGGGUGAGGGCCUCAAGUUCGUGGAGCUGAUCGUGGACAACGAGAACGGCGUCCAGGCCAACGACUUCGACUACGCCGUCUCCAGCUUCGUGGACGACCUCUAUGGCUACCCGGAGGGCAAGGACAUCCUACGCGAGACCAUCAAGUUCAUGUACACCGACUGGGCGGACCGACACAACCCCGAGACACGCAGGAAGACCCUGCUGGCGCUCUUCACCGAUCACCAGUGGGUGGCGCCUGCGGUGGCCACGGCUGACCUCCACUCCAGCUUCGGGUCGCCCACCUACUUCUACGCCUUCUAUCAUCACUGUCAGACGGAGCAGGUGCCACCGUGGGCAGAUGCAGCCCAUGGGGAUGAGAUCCCGUAUGUGUUUGGCCUGCCGAUGAUCGGGCCCACGGAGCUCUUCCCCUGUAACUUCUCCAAGAAUGACGUCAUGCUGAGUGCCGUGGUCAUGACCUACUGGACCAACUUUGCCAAAACAGGGGACCCCAACCAGCCUGUGCCCCAGGACACCAAGUUCAUCCACACAAAGCCCAACCGCUUCGAAGAGGUGGCCUGGACACGCUACAACCAGAAGGAUCAGCUCUACCUCCACAUAGGCCUGAAGCCUCGUGUCAAGGAGCAUUACCGCGCCAACAAGGUCAACCUGUGGCUGGAGCUGGUCCCACACCUCCACAGCAUCAACGACGUCACACAGGUCCUUCCCACCACCACCAAGGUGCCCCCGGCGGAGGUGACCAACCGGACCCCCAAGACCAAGCCGUUCGCCACCAAGCGUCCUAACCCCACGCCGUACCCCACCGACACGCAGGACAGCCUGAACCAGCCCCACCUGGUAGACCAGCGGGACUACUCCACGGAGCUGUCGGUCACCAUCGCCGUGGGCGCCUCGCUGCUCUUCCUCAACAUCCUGGCCUUCGCCGCCCUCUACUACAAGAAGGACAAGCGGCGGCACGACGUGCACCGGCGCUGCAGCCCCCAGCGCAGCGCGGCCAACGACCUGGCACACCACACCCAGGAGGAGGAGCUCAUGUCCCUGCAGAUGAAGCAGCACUCGUCAGACCUGGACCCGCGGGGCCACUGCCAGGGCGGCAUCGGCGGCGGCGGCGGCGGAGGCGGCGGCGUGGUGGUGGUGGGGGUGGGGGGCGGCGGGGGCAGCGACGGCAUGCACGCCCACGACGCGCUGCUGAGGACUGCCUGCCCGCCGGACUACACGCUGGCCAUGCGGCGCUCGCCGGACGACAUCCCGCUCAUGACCCCCAACACCAUCACCAUGAUCCCCAGCAGCAUGGGCGGGCUGGCGUCGCUGCACUCCUUCAACACGUACCCCAGCAGCGGGCAGAACAACACGCUGCCGCACCCACACUCGCACUCCACCACCCGGGUAUAGCCCAGCCACGCGCCCCCCCCUCCCCUCUCCUCCUCCUCCUCCUCCUCGACCUCCCCCCUCUCCCCCCACCGUCGGACGACACGACGAGGCGUACCAACACCGCAAGGCGAGGGAGACUCUGAGGGGCGGAGGUGGAAGUGGAAGGCCGAGCGCUGAGGUGAACACGGUACAUCCAGAGCUUCGACAGGAAAAGGGGUCAAGGGGCUGUCGUCGGCUGGAUGGAUGGAGCCCGGGAUUCCGUCCUCGCCGGUGGAAACCUUUUACGGAAUUACAGGAUUUUAUUGGAAGCUGGAAAAUAUUAAAUAUGGUUUGUUUGGGGGGGGGGGGGGGGGGGUUUUGUAUAAAAAUAAGAGACGUCGGGGAGAAAACAAGCAAAAAAGCAUUUAUAUAUCGAAAGAACUGAAGAAAAGCAACUUGACAGACUAAAACAGAGUGGAAGAUUGCUCGUUUUUUGGGGUUUCAGCAAAAAUAGGGUAAAGGAGUUUUAUUCGUUCUGGAGACAUAUAUGGCCUUUGGGAUCUUUUGACAAAUGACUGCGUGAUAGUGUUAACUGGAAGCAGAACGGAGCAUCAGACACACCUCGAAGGUGGAAAAGGGAAAGUGCUUUGUAAAUGAAGGAAAACAUAUUGUUUUCCUGUGGCAAAAACUAGAUUACUCUUUUGUGGAACAGAGAGCAGAUGCUGUGCCAACCUAGUUUAGGCAUGUGUUACCUUCAUAAAUGAGCUAUGUAAGAUAAGACAAUAAACAAUCAGGAGAGGAGCAAAAAAAACAACAACAAAGAACUGAAAACUUUAAGUAAAAAGAAAAAAAAAGCAAACCUGUAUGCACAAUGCAGACAUUUUAAUGAGCGAAAAAAAGAGAAAAUGUCACAGAUUCUUUUCCAUCCAUUUAUUUUCUUUCCUUGAGGGAGGGGGGGGGAGGUACCCGUUGUAUUGUAUAGAUCCUAUUUACAUAUCUAAAUCUGUACACUUAAGCACCAAGGCUGUUAAGAGGGCCCUCUUCUCUCUGGGGUUGGGGGCAGGGUUGGCUGGGGGGGGAAUUGGGGAGGGCCUCUAUACUGCAAAUCUGCCAGCAGGAGUGCACCAGCAGGAAGCAGAUGAUCCAACCACAGGCUCUGCGUUUCUGCCACUUAACAGCUUCAUCACACAAGUGCUGUCAACAGGGAGAGCUCUGGGCGCGGGCUGGGGGCUGCGGGGGGGUGGCAAAGGAUAUUUUUAGCACGACGCGCAUGACAAUUUAUCUGCUUGAUGGCUGCUCUGCUGAUUAUGUCAUUAUUAAGAAGAAAAAGUCUGACCCCCUCCCUCCCCAUUCCCUCGCAUUGGAAAUAAUCUCAGAUGGAACACUAUACUCAAACUCAAUCCUGAUUGGAUAACAGGAGACACACACGACCUUGAUCACAUUACGCUUUCGAGACAAUGGGAAAUUCAAUUCCAGAUUAGCUGUGAGAAUAACGCAGGGGGUUGGCUGGGCAAAUGGUAAAGGUUCAUGCAUAACAUAAUAUAGCUUGAGUGGAGCUGGGCAUAUAAGAACUAGUUUUGUACUCUGUGUGUUGGUACAAAUUUUUUGAUAGUGGUUAAAAUCACAUUACACUUUAUCAAUGAAACUUUCAUUGUACCUUGGGUUGAUAUCGAUGUUCUUUGUAAUUCUACCUAUUAGUUUUGAUUAUCACCUCUCUUGCUACUAGCUAUAAACCACCUUGCUGUAUAUAAGUAAUCUCCUGCACUGUUUAUUCCAUGUCUCUCUUUCUAUUUCUUUUCUUUCAUUUUGUUCUGGCUGAACGUGUGUGUGCUGUGUCCACACGACAGAUCCCCCCCACAUCACACACCGGCUCCGAGGGCUAGCGAGUCUAAAAAUGGUCAGCAAAGCGACGGAAGAUGGCAUCGAGGAAGAGAGGUUUUAGAGUCUCUUUGGGCUAUGUAGCUUUUUCUGUGUUAUUAUAAUUUCAUAUAGCCAACUUCCAAAGAGCUGUUUAAUGAUGAAUGCCUAUAAAUGACUCAUAAGGGCCAAGGGACCAUGGUAUGACAGCAAGCAUUAGGAGCAGCUCUCAGUCCUUCCCUGGCAUGGAACUUUUAUAGUGAGGGGAGAGAAGAAGGGAUGAGGAAGGAGAGGAGAAUGGCUCGGAGUGAACAAGCAGAGAUUCAAAGAAGGGUUGUUGUAGAUCAUCAGAUAUAUCUAUUGCCUAUGUUUCAGUGUGCCAAGGUUGACUCAUUGUUGAGGCACAUUGCAUUCAGGGGAAAGAAGUGGAUGCGCUUCAACACAUUACAUUUUUUAAUCGUACCCCUUUUCGCUUUUUUUGUUUUGGAAAAUUCUCCACAAAAUAAACUGUCUGUCAAAUCUGAGUAAUUUAAUGUCAACGUUCAAAAUGGACCUGUCUUGUCCUCGCGUCUCUCUCGCUCUCGCUCUCUCUCUCUCUCUCUCUCUCUCUCUCUCUACCGUUCUGUUUCUUUGUUUUCUAUUUCCAUGCAGGGUUGCAUGACCGUAGGCGUCCGGUCCACUACGGCCUGUGUUGCUCGCAUUGUGAGGCUUUGUAAUCCACCGUUUUGCCAGUAGACGGUUCACAGCGCGAGCCUAAAGCACCCCUGCCUAGGCCCCCCACUCAUCUCAGCCUUCCUUUUCUGCGUAGCCGGCCUCCAGCCCCCAUCGGAGCGCCACGAGAUGACUGGCCUGUCCGACCCAGAGGGCGGGGGAUGCAGCAGUCCACCACAGGGCGCAGUACAGUCGGGUGUACACAGGCUGGAGGAGCCCCCUACGCAGCACCAAGCCUACUGGGCUCAGAUUUAGAAAACCUAUAGGCUGCAGGUGCAUAGGCGCGGCCCCUCGCGAAACUCAAAGCGCUCGUCUCACCUUAUUUUGCCCACCCCCCCCCUCCUGCCGACGUGUGGAUGGAUGGCUCUGGAGUUCAGAGAGUACGCCUGGCCCCACUUGACUGGCUCACAGGCACUGUGCAGUCAUUCAACAUAAUGGCUACAGACGCGUCGUAUACCCUCACAGCUCGGCGCGAGACAAGCUGUAAAUAUGGCCGUGG